Molecule: messenger RNA, 2256 nt
Organism: Triticum aestivum (bread wheat)
Lineage: Eukaryota; Viridiplantae; Streptophyta; Magnoliopsida; Poales; Poaceae
Product: LEAF RUST 10 DISEASE-RESISTANCE proteinUS RECEPTOR-LIKE PROTEIN KINASE-like 2.5
Exons: 4
Coding region: 145-2082 (645 amino acids)
Biological process (GO): protein phosphorylation
Molecular function (GO): ATP binding; protein kinase activity; polysaccharide binding
Source: RefSeq, a predicted model, not a curated record
CAAGUGGACUCCUCUCCUCUCCUCACCCGCUAUCUCAUGCAUGAACCAUCCCCGCUUACAAGUUAGACGUAGUCUCAUUCUCUAUCUUACAAUACUACCACAAAUAAUUCAUCCGUUCGCCCUCGGAUUGGAUCCAAUAUCAUAAUGCGCUCUCUCGCCGAGCUACUGCUCAUAAUACUGUUCCUGUGUCUGCUUCGCGCGCAGCCGCUGGACACGAGCUGCGCGCCGGCGGCCUGUGGCAACCUGACCAUCACGUAUCCGUUCUGGCUGCGCGGCCACCACGAACCUAGCUGCGGCUACCCGACCUUCGGCGUCACAUGCGACGACCCCACUGGCGCCACGCCGCCCAGCCUCGGCGAGUCCUACCUCCGCCUCCUGGACAUCAGCUACGGCAACCGCUCUGUCGUGGCCUUCCACAGCAGCCUCGCCGCCAACAGCAGCGACCCCUGCCGGGCGACGCGGUUCAACCUGUCCAGCAGCCUCACGCUCUCACCGCUGGCCGUCAGCGGCGCCAACUGGGAGCUCUUCUUCUCCAACAACUGCUCGCGCGCGCCGCCGCCGCCCGCGGGGGCGCUCUGGCUCAAAAAUUGCUCCGGCAGGGGUACGUGGUCCGUGCACCUCAGAGGGAGGUACGAGGCUACAGCGUCGCGGCCAGCAGAGUGCAAGUACUCGGUGGUGCCGGUGCUGCCCGGGGCGGAGCUGACGGCAUGGGCUGACUACGCGGGAAUCGUGAGGCGCGGGUUCCUGCUGGAGUGGACGGUGCCCGGGGACUGUGCGGCGUGCACCGCGACCGGCGGCCGGUGCCGGUUCGAGGCCGGCGCCAACGCGUUCGGGUGUCUCUGCCCCGGCAGCCGCAUGCACCCGGCCACGUGCGGUAGCAAGGGGACUAGCAAGAAGAUUAUUCUAAUAGCUGUGACAUCAGCUGCUGGAGCCUUGCUCUUUACAUGUAUUUAUGUCCUGGUAUGGCGCAAAAAAGGUAAAAGACUAAGGUUUCUCCUUUGCAAGAAGACUAGCAGCAACACGGAAAAGAAUUAUGAGGCCAUGAUAGUAUCGUACGGAUCCCUAGCUCCAAAAAGAUACAUGUAUUCAGAGGUAAUGAAGAUAACAUCUUCUCGCAGCGAUCAGCUUGGAAAAGGAGGUUAUGGUGUUGUUUUCAAAGGAAGACUGCAUGAUGGUCGUCUGGUCGCAGUAAAAUUCUUGCAUGACUGCAAAGGAAAUGGGGACGAGUUUGUUAAUGAAGUUAUGAGCAUUGGCAGGACCUCUCAUGUUAAUGUUGUUAGUUUAUAUGGGUUUUGUUUGGAGGGAUCAAAGCGAGCUCUUAUAUAUGAGUACAUGCCCAACGGUUCCUUGGAUAAGUACAUUUAUUCAGAGCACCCCAAAGAAAUUUUAGGAUGGGAGAGGCUUUAUGGGAUAGCAAUAGGGAUUGCUUGUGGCCUCGAAUACUUGCACCAUAGUUGUAAUACACGUAUCGUCCAUUUCGAUAUCAAGCCCCAAAAUAUCCUUCUAGACAAAGAUUUUAGACCAAAGAUUGCUGAUUUUGGUCUAGCUAAAUUGUGUCAUACAAAAGAGAGCAAGGUUUCAAUGAUUGGUACUAGAGGAACAAUUGGAUUCAUCGCCCCAGAAGUUCACUCGCGAACCUUUGGAGUGGUUUCAACAAAAUCGGAUGUUUAUAGUUAUGGAAUGAUGCUUCUGGAGAUGGUUGGAGGUAGGAGAAACGUAAAAUCAAUUGUUGCAAAAUCCAGCGAAAAAUAUUUUCCAGAUUGGAUUUAUGACCACUUUGCGCAAGAUGAUGGACUACAAGCAUGUGAAGUCACAUCAGAAAUUGAGGAAAUCGCAAGAAAGAUGACCUUAAUUGGCUUGUGGUGCGUACAAAUAUUGCCUGCAUAUCGCCCUACCAUAACAAAAGUUCUAGAAAUGUUCGAGAGAAGCUCAGAUGACAUGGACAAGCCACCGAAGCAAAACUUCUCUGGAUUGCUUGAAAGUUCAGCUCACAAUAUGGAUGUACAAAGUUCAAGCUCUACCAGAUCUGAGGAGAUCAGCCUUGUGAAUUCAAAAAACCUACAAAAAUCGCCAACUCUUUGAUAGAUAGACCGUCUGAAUUAAAGAACCUACAUUCAUUUCAACCCUGUGAGAUGGUGGCCAUGUACUAGAGUACAUUCAGAAAUUGAACAGGCGCAGUGAAAUUCGGCAUUGUAGUAGAACAUAUUCCAUGUAUGUAUGACCUAGAGUCAAGAGCAUCCAAAUGCCAGCGUCCUA